UUGAGAAGCAUGAAACAAACCACAUCCAGGUAAAAGAAGGGGGAGAGUGUAGAGAAGAGAAGAAAGAAGAAGAUGGAGGUGAGUUUAUCCUCAACAUCAUGCAUACCCAUUAACUCCAAGUUGAAGCUUAGUCAUCCCCUUUUCCACUCUCAAUUUCCCAUUCACACAGCUUCAACCAAAACCACAAAAACCAAACCUUUGUUCAUCGUUAACGCCUCGAGACAAACCCUCUCCUCCAACUGGAACGUUUCCCAACACCAUUUUUCUGCAUCCACUGCUUCCCCAUGGCUUCCCAGAUUCGAGGAACUCGACACCACCAACAUGCUUCUCCGUCAAAGGAUUAUCUUUUUGGGUUCUCAGGUGGAUGAUAUGACUGCAGACUUUAUCAUCAGUCAACUUUUGUUUUUGGAUGCUGAAGACUCAAAGAAAGACAUCAAGUUAUUUAUUAAUUCACCUGGUGGUUCUGUUACUGCUGGAAUGGGAAUUUAUGAUGCCAUGAAGUUAUGCAAGGCAGAUGUGUCAACUGUUUGCCUUGGGCUUGCUGCAUCCAUGGGUGCUUUUAUCCUUGCUUCUGGUUCAAAAGGGAAGAGAUAUUGUAUGCCAAAUUCAAGAGUUAUGAUCCAUCAGCCACUUGGAACUGCUGGUGGAAAAGCUACGGAAAUGAGCAUCCGUAUAAGAGAAAUGGCUUAUCACAAGAUUAAGAUAAACAAGAUACUAUCAAGAAUUACAGGGAAGCCUGAAGAACAGAUUGAAUUGGACACCGAUCGUGAUAACUUCAUGAAUCCUUGGGAAGCUAAAGAAUAUGGUUUAAUUGAUGGUGUCAUUGAUGAUGGAAAACUAGGAUUAGUUGCACCAAUUGCAGAUGCAUCACCACCACCAAAAACUCGGGUAUGGGAUCUAUGGAAAAUCGAGGGAAGCCGGAAAGCGAAGAAAAAUAUGCCCUCAGAACACAGGUUUUUGCAGAAUGCAUCUAAAGGAAGUGAUGGUGAUAAAGGCAGUGAACAAGAAGGGGAGACACCGGUUGCUGUAUGAGUUAGGGGACAAUGAAUGAUUGUACUGCUUUUAUACUCGAUAGAUCUGGUUACUUUAAUUUGUUGACCACCUCCACUUGAAGAUAAAAAAAGGUUUUUCUCACUUAGUUAUAGCGGGUCAUUUUCUAUACUGUAUAGUAGUAAUCCAAAAUUUAUUAAUAUGCUUAAGAGUGUUAGAUGCUUUAA
Messenger RNA from Cajanus cajan (pigeon pea), 1217 nucleotides. It is a transcript of the gene CLPP3, whose product is annotated as CLP protease proteolytic subunit 3. The record is from RefSeq and is a predicted model, not a curated record. Gene Ontology annotation, biological process: protein quality control for misfolded or incompletely synthesized proteins. Gene Ontology annotation, molecular function: ATP-dependent peptidase activity; ATPase binding; serine-type endopeptidase activity. Gene Ontology annotation, cellular component: endopeptidase Clp complex. Lineage: Eukaryota; Viridiplantae; Streptophyta; Magnoliopsida; Fabales; Fabaceae.